CGGCUCCUCCUCCGUCCGGCCCCCGGGGCGGGGUCUGUCGGCUCGCCCUCCCCUCGCCGCCUAAGCCUUCCCUCCACUCGCCGGGUCCCCUCCCCACGAGCAACACGGCUUCUGCUUCCCAGCGCUGCGACAGGGGCUUCCCCUCAACCUCAGCCUCCGCCGGCCAAGCACUGCCGCACCGGCGGCCCGCGGCCGCCAUGCAGUUUAUGUUGCUUUUUAGUCGUCAGGGAAAGCUUCGACUGCAGAAGUGGUAUGUCCCAUUGUCAGACAAAGAGAAGAAAAAGAUCACAAGGGAACUUGUUCAAACUGUUUUAGCACGGAAACCUAAAAUGUGCAGCUUUCUUGAGUGGCGAGAUCUGAAGAUUGUUUACAAGAGAUAUGCUAGUCUGUAUUUUUGCUGUGCUAUUGAGGAUCAGGACAAUGAACUCAUUACCCUGGAAAUAAUUCAUCGUUAUGUGGAAUUACUUGACAAGUAUUUUGGCAGUGUGUGUGAACUUGAUAUCAUCUUUAAUUUUGAGAAGGCUUAUUUUAUUUUGGAUGAGUUUCUUUUGGGAGGGGAAGUUCAGGAGACAUCCAAGAAAAAUGUCCUUAAAGCAAUUGAGCAGGCUGAUCUACUGCAGGAGUUUCAGGAGGUUCUUGGAGUCCUGAGAAAUUCAUCUCCGGACACUCUAAGCCACGUCAUGAAUAUUUUAAUGUCCCAGUGUACUAAAUGACUCCUCGACGCGUAUGCAGUCUCACAGAGGAAAUAGAAAGCUGAUAUACUUAUGAAAGGAAAUAUCCUCAGCUUGUGACCAUCUUAUAAUAAUAGAAUGUUUCAGAAUCAAUACCUUUACAAUUGUAAUUGUUUCCUGUUCGUAGUCCUCUUUUCUGUUUUAUUUUCAUUCUAUAUGUGAUCUCGAUGUAGCUUACUCCUGCUUGCAGCUGGCUUAAUUUCUUCUGAAAAAAUGUGACCUAUGAAUGUUUUCGUAAUAUUUCAUCUUAAACAUAUCCAUGUCAUUUGUGAACCGUUUGGGAUUAAUCUUGUAAGAGGCAAACCUAGCAAUUGUUACAGUGUUUGCCAAAGAAAAUACAGCUGAAAUGCUAGGUUUCAAUAAGCAGUGCCAUAAUAUAUAGUGUGGUUUGGUCUUCAAAUGUUGGGGGGGAGACUAUAUUUAGUGUGACUAUAUUAUAAUCUAUAUGAGCUCAUGUGUUUUAAUGUAUCACAUUACAAGUGUGUUUGGAAAUACUAGUAAAAUCUGUACAAUUACAUCAUUUAAGGUAAAAAAUGCACAGUUUUUAAGAAAUGUGUAAUGCCACAUUUAUUGAAUCACAUGUGUGCUGUAUAAUACCAAUCCCUUUAAGAACUAUCAGAAAGCUAUAUCAGAAAAAUCUCACCUGCAAUGUCUGAUAGUAAGUAACCCUUUCAAAAUAUUCCUACUGAGUUUCUAUAGUCAGAUUCGAAUAUUUGAAUAGGUUUAAAUACUUAUAUCUUACCGGUCAUGGUUUUAUCAUAUCGUCUUCAUUUAAAAUACUUAAUGAUUUGUUAACUAUGGUUUUAUACUUCUGAAUAUUAAAACCUUUCAUAUUGAUCAUUAUUGUGUAUACUUUUAGUAAAACAUGCAACAUACUUGAUUAUAAAAGGAAAGUCCCAAAUAACUCAUUGUUUAUACCUAGAGAGUUUAAAGCCUGAGUUCAGUAAGCUGUCAUUAAACAGUAAAUUCAAAAGAUGCUUACACUGGCUUACCACUGAAAGAAGACCUAUGAAAAUGUGUGUAAGGCAGGCAUGCAAAGCAGUGCUCACCAUUCACCAUAGCACCUGGAUGGGCUAUCAAAUGAAUUUAGCAUUAUACAUUGAAAGCGUUGGAAAACAUUGGUCUUUCAUUUCCAUUUUUCCCCUCCAUCCCGCUCCCUGCCCUGCAAUAUAUUAUUUACCUGGUUUUAAUGCUGCAUAAAUAUGCAUUGUCUCAUGCCUGUUUGUUCUGGAUGCUGUGUGUUGAGCUGUUGUAACAAGAUGUUGCUUGUUUUGUUUUCUGUAUACAGCUGCUUGCUUUGAAUUAGUCGAUUCUGAAAUAGCUUCCCUUGCAUGUCUAAAAUAAAAAUAUUGCAUGUA
Phyllostomus discolor (pale spear-nosed bat) is the source of this 2089-nucleotide messenger RNA. RefSeq names its product adaptor related protein complex 1 subunit sigma 2 (gene AP1S2). The record is from RefSeq and is a predicted model, not a curated record. The coding region runs from base 198 to 713 and encodes 171 amino acids. Gene Ontology annotation, biological process: intracellular protein transport; vesicle-mediated transport. Gene Ontology annotation, cellular component: intracellular membrane-bounded organelle; AP-1 adaptor complex; membrane coat. The transcript has 6 exons. Gene Ontology annotation, molecular function: clathrin-cargo adaptor activity. NCBI's taxonomy places the organism in Eukaryota, Metazoa, Chordata, Mammalia, Chiroptera, Phyllostomidae.